Molecule: messenger RNA, 792 nt
Organism: Ochlerotatus camptorhynchus
Lineage: Eukaryota; Metazoa; Arthropoda; Insecta; Diptera; Culicidae
Exons: 1
Coding region: 1-792 (263 amino acids)
Source: RefSeq, a predicted model, not a curated record
AUGGCGGUUACAGAUAGUCUGGAGGAAAUAUUAACUCGAUUCUGGGCCUGCGAAGAAAUCGAGUCUCCCAACAAUUAUUCACCAACGGAGAUAAAGUGCGAGGAGCACUAUAGUCGCACGGUACGACGUGGUACAGAUGGUCGAUAUACAGUCUCACUUCCGAAGGACGAAACCGUGCAAGCUAGGAUGGGCGAAUCAAGGGAUAUCGCAUUCCGCCGUCUUCAAGGGAUAGAACGACGAUUGCUUCGGGAACCAAAGCUGCGGGAACAGUACGACCAAUUUAUGGAGGAAUAUUUGGAGUUAGGACACAUGCGCAAGGUGGACGCUACUGCAGAAGGAGAUGUAAUUCGGUGCUAUCUACCUCACCAUCCCGUAGUUAAGGAGAGUAGCACGACCACCAAGGUCAGAGUGGUGUUUGAUGCGUCUUGUAAGACCACUAUAGGAGUUUCGCUCAACGAUGCGCUGCUGGCAGGGCCAGUAAUCCAGGAUGACCUACGUGCUAUGAUUUUGCGAUCUCGGAUCAAGCAAAUUCUGAUGGUAGCUGAUGCGGAAAAGAUGUUCCAUCAAAUUUGGGUAGACUGGUUGGAUGUGGUACUUCAAUGCAUACUAUGGCGGAAGGAUUUCAAUGGCAGAGCCGAAACCUACGAGCUCUGUACGGUUACUUACGGUACGAGGCCAGCACCGUAUUCAGCAACGCGAACCCUUAAACAGCUGGCAAUUGGGACUUAUAUGGCUGCCAACAAGCGACGUCUUCAAAUUCCAGUUCAAAACCCCAAAGAUCAGCGAGAAUGA